AUGGUACGAUGGAGCAUACUUAUCUUCGGAACAAACGGAUGGAAAUUUGUGAAAAAAAAAUCUUACGGAUUCAUUGACGCCGCGUACAUUGUUUCUGAAUGUGGCUGGAAAGAUGAUGGACAUACUAAAAGAAAUAAGAAUAUGAAGAAAAAGAGGACGCCGCCGAAAACCGCCCACCACAUCGAUGGUGGCCCAUAUCCUGGAGAAAUAUAA
Messenger RNA from Necator americanus (New World hookworm), 213 nucleotides. RefSeq lists its product as uncharacterized. The record is from RefSeq and is a predicted model, not a curated record. The transcript is spliced from 3 exons. Lineage: Eukaryota; Metazoa; Nematoda; Chromadorea; Rhabditida; Ancylostomatidae. The coding region runs from base 1 to 213 and encodes 70 amino acids.